Podospora pseudopauciseta is the source of this 195-nucleotide messenger RNA. RefSeq lists its product as uncharacterized. The coding region runs from base 1 to 195 and encodes 64 amino acids. The record is from RefSeq and is a predicted model, not a curated record. NCBI's taxonomy places the organism in Eukaryota, Fungi, Ascomycota, Sordariomycetes, Sordariales, Podosporaceae. The transcript has 3 exons.
AUGCUUUCCACUUUGACGCUUCGACUUGCCCUAUCAGGAACCCAGCAGAAUGGCGGUGAAGUUUUUGCUGUUCACUUCACCUUGAAAUUUUGGGUUGAGACCUUCUCCGGCACCGGCUUCGAUAGUUGGCCUCGCUCGUUGACACGGAAGUUCAAAAACCUGCAUGGCCUUGGGGACGCCUACGCAUCAGGCUGA